GUCACUGGACCCUCCAGCCAGCAGCACUGUCUGGUUCUGGGUGCCUCCUUGUCUCAACAUGGCAUUACUCUGGACCCUCACAGCUCUGAGCCUCUUCCCUCUGCUGCACGCCCAGGACCCAGUGUGUGCCAACUUCACAACCAGGCCUAUCACCAACGCCUCCCUGGACCGGCUCUACCGCAAGUGGUUUCUCAAAGCUUCCGUCUUCCGAAAGCCCGAGUACAAGCAGCAUGCAGAGAUGAUGAAAGCGGCCUUCUUCUAUUUCUCCGCCAGCCAGGAGGAAAACACUAUCCUGCUGCGGCAAUACGUAACCAUCGAGGACAGAUGCGUUUAUAACUCCACCUCCAUGGGGCUGCAACGAGAGAAUGGGACCAUCUCCAUAUACGAAGCUGGACACGAUCAUUUUGGCCACCUGCUGUACCACAAGGACCCCGGCAGCUUCUUCCUCGGCUUCUUCAUGGAGAAAGAGCAUGACAAGGGACUGGUCUUCUACACCGACAAGCCAAAGGCCAGCCUGAAGCAAAUGAACGAGUUCCAUGAAGCCCUCACAUGUCUGGGCAUAAACAAGACGGAAGUCAUGUACACCAACUGGAAACAGGAUCUGUGCAGGCCGCUGGAGCGCCAGCACAUGGCGAGAAGAAGACAGCAGUCGUAG
Ochotona curzoniae (black-lipped pika) is the source of this 655-nucleotide messenger RNA. RefSeq names its product orosomucoid 1 (gene ORM1). Gene Ontology annotation, biological process: regulation of immune system process. Lineage: Eukaryota; Metazoa; Chordata; Mammalia; Lagomorpha; Ochotonidae. The coding region runs from base 59 to 655 and encodes 198 amino acids. The record is from RefSeq and is a predicted model, not a curated record. The transcript has 6 exons.